AUGAUCAGGCAAGUCUAUAAGACACCUUAUGGUGGGAGCCAGGGCUUCUCCUGCUGGUCAGCUGUGGAAUUUGGCAGCACCAGGAAGAACUAUAUAGCUUGCUCUGGGGCAGCCAGUGUAAAGGCUUAUGGGACUCAGAGUGGAGGAUCUGCUUUUGGGAGCAGAAUGUUAUUCGGCAUGGGUAGUGGCAGGCCAGUCUCUGUCAGUGUGGCAGCUGGUGGCUCUCAGACUGGUAGCUUCGGUGGCCUUCUGGGAAGCUAUGACACUGGCUCUGGGGAUGGCUUUGGUGGUGGCAGAGGAAUGGGAGGUGGCAUCGGGAGACCUGGUGACUUUGGACUGGCUGGUGUUUUUGGUAGACCUAGAAUCUUUGGCCCUGGGAUAAUUCAGGAAGUGACCAUCAACAAGAGCCUCCUGCAGCCCCUCAAUGUGGAGACCAACACCCAGACUGUGAAAAUGAAGGUCAAAGAUGAACUCAUCAAGGCCCUCAACGAGAAGCUCGCCUGCUUCCUUGACAAGGCACGUUUCGUGGAACGACAGAACAAGACCCUGGAGGCCACAUGGAAGCAGCUCCAGCAGCAGGGCCCCAGUUCCCUCCCAAGCCUUGACUCUCGCUUUAGCAGCUCUCUGCAAGGUGACUUGGAUGACAUCACUUUGGAGAGAGGCCACCUGGAUGCAGAGCUGUGGAAUCUGCAGGGCACAGUGGCAGACUACACAAAGAAAUAUGAGAAAGAAAUCAAUAAAAGAAAAGCUGCUGAGAAUGACUCCGCGGCUCUGAAGAAGAGUGUGGAAUCUGCCCACAUGACCGAGAUGAAGCUUCAGGCCAAUGUGGAUACUCUAAGAAAAGAAAUCAGUUUUCUGAGGAAUCUCUUUGAGGCAGACUUAUCCCAGUUCCAGGACCAUGCCAAUGACACAUCUAUGGUCCUCUCCAUGGACAACAACCACAGCCUGGACUUGCGUAGCAUCAUUUCUGGGAUCCGUAUCCAGUUUGAAGAGAUUGCCCAGAGGGACAAGGUAGAGGCUGAGCUGCUGUACCAGACCAAGUUGGGGGAGCUCCAGAGCACAGCUGGCAGGCGUCAAGAGGAAUUGAGGAGCAUCAACGACCAGAUGGAAGACUUCAGUAGGAUCAUCCAGAGGCUUCAGGCAGAGGUGGAGAAUGCCAAAAAGCAGAACGAAAAGCUGGUGACAUCCAUCACAGAAACUGAGCAGCAUGGGGAGACAGCCCUCAGGGAUGCCAACACCAAGCUUCAAGACUCACAGGUUGCCCUGAAGAAGGGCAAAGAUGACCUUGUCAGGCUGCGGAGAGACUAGCAGAAACUGUUGGAUGUCACGAUAACCUUGGAUACAGAGAUCGCUGCCUACCGCCAGCUGCUGAAGGGUGCUGAGUACAGCUGCAGUCAACAGCAACAGCAGCAGUAG
Messenger RNA from Microtus oregoni (creeping vole), 1416 nucleotides. Its product is annotated as keratin, type II cytoskeletal 3-like. The record is from RefSeq and is a predicted model, not a curated record. Gene Ontology annotation, molecular function: structural constituent of skin epidermis. Gene Ontology annotation, biological process: keratinization; intermediate filament organization. Lineage: Eukaryota; Metazoa; Chordata; Mammalia; Rodentia; Cricetidae. Gene Ontology annotation, cellular component: keratin filament.